AUGGGAAACCACACCACUGUCACUGAGUUUGUCCUCCUGGGGCUCUCAGAUGCCUGUGAGCUGCAGAUGCUCAUCUUCCUGGGGCUCCUCCUGACCUACCUCCUCACUCUACUGGGGAAUCUCCUCAUUGUGGUCAUCACCCUCAUAGACAGGCGCCUCCACACUCCCAUGUACUAUUUCCUGCGCAACUUUGCUAUCCUGGAGAUCUGGUUUACCUCAGUCAUCUUCCCCAAAAUGCUGACCAAUAUCCUGACCGGAUAUAAGACCAUCUCCCUACUAGGCUGUUUCAUACAAAGUUUCCUGUAUUUCUUCCUGGGCACAACAGAGUUCUUCCUACUGGCAGUGAUGUCUUUUGAUAGGUAUGUGGCCAUAUGUAAUCCCUUGCGUUAUGCCACCAUCAUGAGCAAAAGGGUCUGUGUCCAGCUAGUUCUUUGUUCAUGGAUGACAGGAUUUGUCCUCAUCAUCAUUCCAACUUUCAUCAUAUUUCAGCAGCCAUUUUGUGGCCCCAAUAUCAUUAAUCAUUUCUUCUGUGACAACUUUCCACUCCUGGAACUCAUAUGUGCAGAUACAAGUCUGUUAGAGCUCCUGGGUUUUAUUGUGGCCAACUUCAGCUUACUGGGCACUCUGUCUGUGACG
Molecule: messenger RNA, 636 nt
Organism: Myotis brandtii (Brandt's bat)
Lineage: Eukaryota; Metazoa; Chordata; Mammalia; Chiroptera; Vespertilionidae
Product: olfactory receptor 49
Exons: 1
Biological process (GO): G protein-coupled receptor signaling pathway
Cellular component (GO): membrane
Molecular function (GO): olfactory receptor activity; G protein-coupled receptor activity
Source: RefSeq, a predicted model, not a curated record